Penicillium brevicompactum is the source of this 1371-nucleotide messenger RNA. RefSeq lists its product as uncharacterized. Gene Ontology annotation, biological process: phospholipid catabolic process. The transcript has a single exon. Gene Ontology annotation, molecular function: hydrolase activity, acting on ester bonds. NCBI's taxonomy places the organism in Eukaryota, Fungi, Ascomycota, Eurotiomycetes, Eurotiales, Aspergillaceae. The record is from RefSeq and is a predicted model, not a curated record. The coding region runs from base 1 to 1371 and encodes 456 amino acids.
AUGGCGCGCUCAAUACUCUUUGCAGCCCUAACUUUGGGUGCCGCAGCCCUUCCCGCCUCGUCCGGGAUGAAUAACAUUAAGAACAUCGUGGUCUUGGUGCAAGAGAAUUUGUCAUUUGACCACUUUGCUGGUGGCCUGGACUAUGACUCGAGCAUCGAUGGCCCCCAGAACCCUCAAUUCUGCAACCCCGCCAAUGUUUCCCUUCCCGAUUCGGCCCAGGUCUGCGCCAACCCCAUCGCGAAGAACAUCGCCUCCGACGACCCCAACCACAGUAUAUCCGGUGGUAACAUGCAAGUCUUCGGCACCUAUCAUCCUGUCUCCGGAGCCAAGUCUUCCAUGAAUGGGUUCAUCAGCGAGCAGCGCGCUUCCUACCCAAAGGAUGACCUCAACCGGGCCGCUGAAGCAAUCAACUACUUCACCCCGGACCACAUCCCCGUCUUCAACUCCAUUGCGCAGAACUUCGUAUUGUUUGAUCGCUGGUUUGCCGCCGUCCCAGGUCCCACCAACCCCAACCGGGCCUACCUGACCUCGGGCACCUCGCACGGCCACGGAAAGAACGACGACGACUUCCUGACCUCCGCACUCCCCCAAAAGUCCAUCUUCGAGCAGCUCUCGGAUAAGGGCAUCACAUGGAAGAACUAUGAGAAUUCGACCAAAUCGGACCCUGCCUUCUUGCCAGAUGCCUUGUUCUACGACUGGACGGCGAAAAACGGGAAAGACAACGUCGUGCCCAUUUCGCAAUUCUACACGGACGCUGAGGCAGGCAACCUGCCUCAGUUCACCUGGAUCAACCCCGAGUGCUGCUCGUAUAUGUCCAUGCAUCCACCUUCUCCCAUCAACAUGGGCGAGAACUUCGUGAAAGGCAUCUACGAGGCGGUGCGCAACUCCCCGCAGUGGAACGAAACCCUCUUCAUUUUGACUUGGGAUGAGCAUGGUGGCUUUGCCGAUCACGUUUCACCCCCUACAGAUGUCCCUGCCGGUGACAGUCUGACCUACUCCGAGGCUUCUGGGGAUGGCCAGGAAUACACUUUCCACUUCGAUCGCCUGGGAGUUCGGGUCCCAACGGUCUUGAUUUCCCCAUGGGUAUCGAAGGGCUUGGUGCAGCACCAGCCCAGUGGAGGCAACGAGUUCACCCACACUUCCAUUCUCAAGUUUGUGUCUGAGCUCUGGGGACUGGACACACUCUCCCCCCGAGUGGAAUGGUCGCCUUCAUUUGGAACUUUGAUCACAAAUAAGUUCCGAAGUGACACCCGGAGAAGCUGCCGGAGGCAGCAGACUUCUAGAUAUACCUGGUCGUUGUACAUAUUUAUUUUAUUUUAUGAAUGUCCAGUCAGGUAUCUCCUACCUGGAUUUAUGAUAAUGAAGUUUUGA